Messenger RNA from Oncorhynchus nerka (sockeye salmon), 903 nucleotides. RefSeq names its product MID1 interacting protein 1, like (gene mid1ip1l). NCBI's taxonomy places the organism in Eukaryota, Metazoa, Chordata, Actinopteri, Salmoniformes, Salmonidae. The record is from RefSeq and is a predicted model, not a curated record. Gene Ontology annotation, cellular component: cytosol. The transcript has 2 exons. The coding region runs from base 181 to 666 and encodes 161 amino acids. Gene Ontology annotation, biological process: regulation of lipid biosynthetic process.
UCUGGCUACAAAAGCCGAGGAAGUAUAGACAUACUUGUUUUUGUACGAGCGGGUGGAGCAAGGAAUAUUAUCAAGAAAGAGUUUGCACAGUGACAUUUCGAUCAUCAGUCAGCCUUAACAUCAGACUUUACCUUACUCCACCUGUUUCCUGCAAACCCAAGUCUUGCCAAAACCUCCACAAUGAUGCAAAUUAGCAGUGACCCGGCCAGCAACAAGAACUCCCUCCUCAAUGUGAUGCACCGCUUCAUCGCUGCAACCAACAACAUGGAUGAGACCAUCAUGGUACCCAGCCUGUUGCGGGAUGUGCCCCUGGAGGUGCAGGAGAGCCAGCAGGUUGUGGUGGUGAACGAGCCUCUCUACCCUAACAAGCAGAAGGACAUGUACGAGCACUACCUCCUCCUCAAGUCCAUCAAGAAUGACAUGGAGUGGGGCCUGCUGAAGAGGGAGAUGAGCGGUGGGGCCAGCUUCCUGGAAAUGGCUGUCAAGCAAGAGGAGCAGCAGUUGAUCAUUGGGGAGCUCCCUGGUGAAGAGGGCUCUGAUCUGGAAGGCCAGUUCCACUACCACCUCAGGGGACUGUUUGGCGUCCUGUCAAAACUCACAGUGCAAGCAGACCACCUCACCAACCGCUACAAGAGGGAGAUCGGAGGUGGUAACUUUAUGAGAUAGGGUCACUUUUAACUGACCUUGGACUGCUUGACUCACACACAGUGGUGUUAUCGGAGACUUAGUGCAACUGACCAGGGACCGGUGUACUGACCAGGGUCUGGUUUCCCGGGAGCAUCUUAAGGCUUAGUUAAUUGUUAGAACCAUAGGAUCCUAUGGUUUUAAUGAUGAAAUUAGCCUAAAGAUUAUUUUGGGAUACCGGGCCCUGAGCUACUUGUCUUUCAAUCCUGACUUGAGUAG